Molecule: messenger RNA, 600 nt
Organism: Meloidogyne enterolobii
Lineage: Eukaryota; Metazoa; Nematoda; Chromadorea; Rhabditida; Meloidogynidae
Source: the annotation of a GenBank genome assembly
AUGGAAAAGGUCCUAACAUUUAUUUUAGGACAUACACCUACACCUAAUGAACGUCAAAAAUACAGUUCAAAUAUGCCGAAACUUAUUUCUACAUAUGAAAAAUCAAAUCCCAAUCAAAUUGAUUUAACAAUUCAAGAACAAGUUAUUAAAUCUAUCAAAUUUCAAUAUAACUCAAAUUUUGGACGAUUUAAAAUUGUUUUUGAUCAUCCUAGCAUAAAUUAUAUCUCAUUAUCUCCGCAGCUCGGAUAUGUACUAGGAUUUGAGAACCCUCAUUUUGUACAAAAUAAUGAAAUUGCCAAGUAUGGAUGUGAUUUAAAGGGAGGAUUUUCAAGUUUUGCAGUUUAUGCUAAAGGGUUGACUGAAAAUAUGAUAAUUGGUAAUUCAUUAAGUUCGCUUCUUCGUGUCGUCUCAGUUUCAGGAGCAACGCCUGGGGAAUAUAAUGAAAAGAUUUAUGACACUCCUAUCUACGCUCGUGUUCUUCCUAGAGAGAUCAAUGAAAUAGAAAUUGAGUUAAGAACAUUAGAUAACGGACGUCUUGUACCUUUUUCAUAUGGAAUAGUUUUAGUUGUUUUGAUUUUUAAAAAAGUUUUAAAAUUUUGA